UGAUCGGCUUGGCCGGCACAAUCCAUGGGGAAUAGCCCAGCAAGCGAUAGGAGCAACGCCUAGGCGUCAAGGGCUUUUAGGGGCGACAUAUAAGACGCUCCUCAUGCGCGCGAGGCAGCGAACCAUCGUUCUUGUCGCACUCAUCAUCACACUUAAGUCUUUCUCGAUAGCAUGGCCCUCACACGCUCUCUGUAUGACCCAUUCACCGAAUUCGAUCGUCUGUUUGACGAUGCGUUUACUUCACGCUUCCGCCCUUCCACUGCCUUGACCGAGUCUUCCUUGACCGACAAGUCUCGUCUCACGAAGUUCCGCCCCAAGAUGGACCUCAUUGAGACAAAAGACAACCAGAUCAUGGCGAGGUUCGAACUGCCUGGCAUGAAGCCAGGCCAGGUCAACGUUGACGUGCAUAAUGACCACCUUACCAUCUCGGGUGAAUCGCAGCAGAGCACAGAGACUAAAGAUGGUCAGUUUGUGGUGCGCGAGGGUUCUUACGGACGCUUUGCUCGAACCCUGCAACUUCCUGAGGGAACCCAGGUACGAUCACCUAUACCAAGGAUAAUUCAAAAUAUGUAGCUGCAUCACUGUAGGCUGUAGCUAUCGGCUGGUAUUGCUAGGUUACGUUUAGCAUAUUUUCUCACGGGGAGUCCAAUAACGAGUGAAAUCAUUAAUUGCUGGUCUGAAGACA
This is a messenger RNA of Suillus paluster, 685 nucleotides long. RefSeq names its product small heat shock protein. The transcript is spliced from 2 exons. The record is from RefSeq and is a predicted model, not a curated record. Gene Ontology annotation, biological process: protein complex oligomerization; response to hydrogen peroxide; response to salt stress. Lineage: Eukaryota; Fungi; Basidiomycota; Agaricomycetes; Boletales; Suillaceae. The coding region runs from base 172 to 573 and encodes 133 amino acids.